Molecule: messenger RNA, 1956 nt
Organism: Syzygium oleosum
Lineage: Eukaryota; Viridiplantae; Streptophyta; Magnoliopsida; Myrtales; Myrtaceae
Exons: 7
Coding region: 131-1585 (484 amino acids)
Molecular function (GO): glycosyltransferase activity
Source: RefSeq, a predicted model, not a curated record
UGCAGGAUAUCUUUACCUGGCUCUCUCUUCUGGCCAAAGAUGGAGGAAGUUGCAGACUGCCUCAAGCUGGAAACCUCCUGAACUGCGUUGAUGCGCGCGAGCACGCAAGGUCGCUCAACGGUAACCUUCAAUGGCGAAGCAAUCGGGCGCGUGGAUCGCAAUGCAGAAGAAGCGAUGGCCUCUGACGAUCCUGCUCCUCUUCUCCCUUUCCACCGCGCUCGUCCUGAUCACCAGGUUCGCGUCCGAUUCCUGCAACCCUAGCGCCGUCCCCUCCAGUACCAGCGGCGCGCGCUUCGCCGGCGAGGCGGUCCCGGGCGGCGGCGGCGGCGGCGGCGGCGGCGUCCGCUCGCCUCCCCGAGGGUCGCCGCCCAGCCCGCUUGGGUUCAUGAAGUCGAAGCUCGUCCUUCUCGUCUCCCACGAGCUCUCCCUUUCCGGUGGGCCGUUAUUGCUCAUGGAGCUGGCAUUUCUGUUGAGAGGUGUGGGCUCGGAGGUUGUCUGGAUUACUAACCAGAAACCAGCAGAGCCAGACGAUGUCACUUAUAGCUUGGAGCAUAAGAUGUUAGACCAUGGAGUGCAGGUUCUCUCUGCAAAAGGACAGAAAGCCAUUGAUAUAGCCCUUAAGGCUGAUUUGCUGGUGUUAAAUACUGCUGUUGCUGGGAAGUGGCUCGAUGCUGUUCUCAAGGACAAUGUUUCUAGUGUUCUCCCAAAAAUUUUGUGGUGGAUUCACGAAAUGAGAGGACAUUAUUUCAAACUGGAGUACGUCAAGCACCUGCCUUAUGUGGCAGGGGCAAUGAUUGAUUCUCACACAACAGCUGAAUACUGGAAGACCAGAACUCAAGAACGUCUAGGGAUCAAGAUGCCUAAGACUUACGUCGUGCACCUUGGAAAUAGCAAUGAAUUAAUGGAAGUAGCAGAAGAUAAUGUGGCCAAGAGGGUUCUCCGUCAGCAUGUCCGUGAAUCCUUUGGAGUGCGGAAUGAAGAUCUACUCUUUGCCAUCAUCAAUAGUGUUUCCCGUGGGAAAGGGCAGGAUCUAUUUCUGAGGGCCUUUUAUGAAAGUCUGCAAUUGAUUCAAGAGAAGAAAUUGCAGGUGCCAUCUAUGCAUGCGGUGAUAGUGGGAAGUGAUAUGAAUGCUCAAACAAAGUUUGAGACAGAACUUCGUAACUUUGUGGCAGAAAAGAAAAUUCAGGAUCGCGUACACUUUGUCAAUAAGACCUUGCAAGUUGCUCCUUAUCUGGCUUCAAUUGAUGUUCUCGUCCAAAACUCUCAGGCGCGGGGAGAGUGCUUUGGGAGAAUAACUAUUGAAGCAAUGGCCUUCCAACUCCCUGUACUGGGGACGGCUGCUGGAGGAACCACGGAAAUUGUGGUAGAUGGGUCAACAGGAUGGUUGCAUUCUGCUGGGAAAGAAGGCGUGACGCCUCUGGCAGAAAAUAUCAUCAAAUUGGCCACCCAAAAAGAGACGAGGCUAACAAUGGGAAAGAAGGGAUACGGGAGGGUGAAAGGGCAGUUCUUGGAACACCACAUGGCGCAGAGAAUCGCUUUGGUUCUGGAAGAAGUGCUGCAGUAUGCAAGAAGACAGAAGCAAUGAUGAUUAUCCACGAAUGGCGAUAAACCAAAAGAUCGUGAUUUACUCAUGCAUCGGGAACAGCAACAUCCUCAAGGUUAAAAUUAUGCGGAAAUGGCAUGCUCCUGGAAGCUCCUGUGUAUGGUGAGGCUGUGCAUAAAAAGCAAGUCAUGGGAACGGUCCCGGUCUCAAUUCUUCCCUCGGUUGAUGGAUGGUUGAUGGAUGGGGUUACGAUAGUGGAGCAGAUGUCAUUUAACUUCAUGUUACAAUAGGAAAUAUCUGAUCGUAGCUUCUCGAUUCGGGACUGGGAUGGCCAACUUCUGAGUACCUUAAAUUUUUUUUUUUGGUCGAAUGAGUACCUUAAUUUCACCGGUGGGUUUAAUGCCCUUUUGAUC